AUGGGUAGAUCAUUAGCAGAUUUUGGCUUAGGGCAUUUAAUAGAACCAGAUGAUCCAGAAAUCAGGAAAACCAAAGACAUUGCUGAUGCCUUGGAAGCAUCAAUACCUGAUGAAUGCAUUUUUUGCAGAGACGCUCUGAAUUCAGCUCAGCAGAUAGUGUUUGAUAGCAUUAUGGAACAUGUAAAUGGCAGCAUUGCUGGCUGCUUCUUUGUAGAUGGUCCUGGUGGGACUGGAAAGACUUUUUUGUAUAAUGCACUGUACGCUGAGGUUCGGCUAGCUCACAAAAUUGUAUUGCCUACUACAACUUCAGGGAUAGCAGCUUCAAACAUACCAUCUGGCAGAACAGCGCAUUCCAGAUUCAAAAUUCCUCUUGAUUCAGAGAUAUCUCUUGCAUGUGAUGUUCCUAGACAGGGUAGCCUGACCGCUUUAAUUAGAGCCACUUCUUUGAUAAUAUGGGAUGAAGCAUCCAUGGCACGACAGGAAAAUGUGGAAUCGCUGGAUCUGCUUCUUCGGGAUCUCUGUGACCCUGAUCAAGUAUUUGGAGGAAAGGUGGUUGUAUUUGGAGGAGAUUUUAGGCAAGUUCUCCCUAUUGUUCCUAGGAAAUCUCAAAUAGAAGUUGUAGCUGCAAGCUUAGUCAACUCAUACUUGUGGCCUAAGAUGACAAGGUUCCGAUUGACAGAGAAUAUUAGAUCUAGACACGAUCCUGCAUAUUCUGAGUUUUUACUAGCACUUGGAAAUGGACAGCUGCAGAAUACUGAAGUUGACUUUGUGCAGUUGCCACUGCACAUUGUACGUUGCUAUGACCCGGAAAUUGAUCCUAUACCAGCUGUGGCAUCUGCUACUUUUCCGGAAGUUGGCAGCAUGGACAUGUGUCCAAGCAUUUUUACAGAGACAACAAUCCUGACGCCUAUGAAUGAAGAUGUAGAUUCAAUCUAUCUUGUUUGA
Molecule: messenger RNA, 945 nt
Organism: Chenopodium quinoa (quinoa)
Lineage: Eukaryota; Viridiplantae; Streptophyta; Magnoliopsida; Caryophyllales; Amaranthaceae
Product: ATP-dependent DNA helicase PIF4-like
Exons: 1
Coding region: 1-945 (314 amino acids)
Biological process (GO): DNA repair; telomere maintenance
Molecular function (GO): DNA helicase activity
Source: RefSeq, a predicted model, not a curated record